Messenger RNA from Armigeres subalbatus, 558 nucleotides. RefSeq lists its product as uncharacterized. Lineage: Eukaryota; Metazoa; Arthropoda; Insecta; Diptera; Culicidae. Bases 1 to 558 code for a protein of 185 amino acids. The record is from RefSeq and is a predicted model, not a curated record. The transcript is spliced from 3 exons.
AUGGACCCCGCAGCCAUCCCGGUUUUUCAACCGAUGCGCCGUAUUCCGCUACCGUUGGAAGAAGCAGUUGCAAAGAAGAUAACGGAAUUGCUGAAACGUGACAUCAUUGAGCCCAAGACAGGUCCAACCAGCUGGGUAUCUCCACUUGUUAUCGUUGGGAAAGUAACGACGAUUACAUUGGCGAUUGGGGAGAGGAUCCGUUUGAGCAAACUUGAUAUUCGUGAGGCGUUUUUACAAGUGGAAUGGAGAAGAAUGCGGGACAUAACAACGUUCAUGACAAAUCGAGGGCUAUUCCGUUUCAAGAGACUGCCGUUCGGCUUGGUAACGGCACCGGAAAUGUUCCAGAAAUCUAUGGACGAGAUAUUGGCGGAUUGUAGCGGCACCUAUUGGUAUCUCGAUGACAUUAUUAUUGAGGGAAAGACCUCGAGGAACGAUAAUCGCCUUGCAAAGGUCCUUUCGAGAUUAAAAGAUAGGGGAGUCGAACUCAAAUGGGAGAAGUGCCAGUUUCGCGUUACUCGGCUUGAGUUUUUGGGUCACAAAACUUGGAAGAAGGAAUAA